AGAAGAGAUGUCGACACUUGUUCAUUUUCUUCUGAAAAACAAGAAGAGCGUAACCUCAAACGAACAAGCUUGCCCGACCGUUUUGUCUGUUUGUUUACUUGUUAAAUACACGGGAAAAAGCGCCGUCUCAAACAGUAAAUUCAUGUUGAAUGUCUAGUUUGUUUUUAUGGUGUGGAACCGCAAGAAAAGACCAUCCCGUUCCUAAAUUAAUACGAAUUGUGUGGUGACAGUUCUGUAUUUUGCAAUGGAAGUCGACGAUGACAUUAUGCACGAAUUGGAGGAAGGAGAAUUAAUCGACGAACAGACAGCGACCACUAAAAUCGAUGAAGAUAAGAAAAUACUCAGGGCAAAGCGUUUUGGAAUACCUCAAACAGAAACGACCUCAACCGACCCAGAAGUUGCCGCUAUACAGAAAAGAAUGGGAGUCGAUAAGUACACUAGGACUGAAGCGCUUCACUUGCUUGGAACUGAAACGAUGAAGACCGAAGACGUUUUUUCAUAUUUCUCCAACAACAAACCGGCCUCGAUAGAAUGGAUCUCAGACAACUCAUGCAAUGUUUUUUGGCUGGACGAUGCAAGUUGCGCCAAAGCUCUACUUGAAAAUUCCAUCCACAUCAAGGGGCAGAGCGGAUUUGCAACUGAAACAGAAGAGGUGCUGGGAGAAGAGAGUAUCCAUAUUCAGGAUAUAAGAAUGACUCUGCCAGCUGGAAUCUGGAGGAAAGGUCAUCCGUACCUUCUUGCCAAUAAUUUAUUUAUGAGAUAUGCGAAAUACUCUGAUAAAAAAACAUUUAAACAGGAUUUUGCAAGAAAGUCAAAAGUUUUUCUUGACGAGGGUGAUGAAGUGGCGAAAAAACUGAGAGUUGAAAGUAGCAAUCCUUGGGUCGACAUCGCUCUACAAUGGGGACAUUAUGAACACAAAAGUGCAGCUCAGAAAGCAGUUUUCGAGGCGAUUCCCAUUCUACCAAUAUGUGAUGCCAGGGAACUUAUAAGCAAUCGGGAAAUUGCUAAACCCAAGAGACGCCUUCGUCAGAGAGAGGCGGAUAAUUCUGACAGGGAUAAUCCAGUAGAAGAACUGCCACUGGGAAGGAUGCAAGCUGAUAUAGAGGAGGAGAAAAUUUUAAGCCAAAAAUCUAUUGCUAACAAGGUGAAUACAAUUGAUUUGAGGGAUAAGUUGGGUUGGAAAAGAAAACAUAAUAACGAUAUACCGCCCAGCAAAUUGAUAGACGACAUGGAAUUAAGAUGGAAACAUGCAAGAAAGAGACAUAGAUCGAGAGACUGGGAAUCGUCAUCUGAUAGUGAGAGUGACAGUGUUCCAGACGACCGUCUCGAUUUAAGGAAAAAGCUUCAACGUCCUUCAUCUAAGUGUAAACGACAUCAUUCAAAAAAAAGGCUGAAAAAUUUUGUAACUUCUCCGCUAAGAAUAGAAAUUGACAAUGAUGUUUAUUAUGAAAGUGCGAACCGAGAAUGACUAAAGAGUUCUAUAUGCAUUGUAUCGACAAAGUAUAUAUUUUCUAAUUAAAUUUUUGUCCGACUAGUAUGAUAGAAUCUGUACAUAUGGGUACUAACUUGUUAUUGUAUAAUAAAAGUACAAUCAUUCUUAAA
Cimex lectularius (bed bug) is the source of this 1602-nucleotide messenger RNA. Its product is annotated as nuclear cap-binding protein subunit 3-like. Lineage: Eukaryota; Metazoa; Arthropoda; Insecta; Hemiptera; Cimicidae. The record is from RefSeq and is a predicted model, not a curated record. The transcript has 9 exons. Bases 245 to 1468 code for a protein of 407 amino acids. Gene Ontology annotation, molecular function: RNA 7-methylguanosine cap binding; mRNA binding. Gene Ontology annotation, cellular component: nucleus; cytosol.